AGAGAUUUGGGGCUUCGGUGACGUCUCCGCCGAGAUCAUGCGAUUAGAAAGGAAUGCUCCUCAGGCGGAGGAUACUAUCGCUCUCGGCGUCGCUCAGAAACUGCAAUACCGGAAUCGGCGAUCCUGCUUUGUCUUCUCCUUCUCAUUUCUCUUCCUACGCGAACGCUCCAGUCGCCGCCGGAGAUAUCCUAAUCCGCGAGGUGAAAGACUGGUUUAAGCGCGAUGUGCAGCAGAGCCACCAGUUAAUCGACCGAAUCUCUGAUAUUCUCCGAGCUCCGCCUAGCGAUGGAGAUGAUCGUUCUUUUUAUCACCAACUCUCCGGUCUCCGACUCCGCCUCACGGAGAGAUUCGUCCUCGACGUGCUUGACCACACCCGUCACGAUAUCCUCCCCUGUCUCAAGUUCUUCGAUUGGGCCGCUCGCCAACCUAGCUUCCAUCACACGCGCGCCACUUUCCAUGCCAUCUUCAAGAUCCUUCGCAGCGCAAAGCAUUUCAAUCUUAUGAUCGACUUCUUAGACCGAAACGGCGGUUUCGAGGGUUAUCGACACUCUCUCCGACUCGGCGAUGCCCUCGUCGUUGGGUAUGCCGUCGCUGGUCGCACCGAUAUCGCUCUUCAGCACUUUGGUCACAUGAGAUUUCGAGGUUUGGAUUUGGAUACUUUUGGGUAUCAUGUCCUCCUGAAUGCUCUUGUCGAAGAGAAAUGCUUCGAUACUGUUGAUGUCAUCUCCGAACAGAUCUCCGCGCGUGGCUUCCUCUGCGCUGUAACGCAUUCGAUCUUGGUGAAGAAGUUGUGCAAGCAAGGCCAGCUUGAUAAAGCUGAAGAUUAUCUCCGCUCCUUGCUCUUCAAUAAUCCUGCUGGAUGUGGUGCUGGCUUAGGCAUUUUGGUCGAUGCUCUAUGUACCCAAAAGAAGUUUCAGGAAGCUACUAAAUUGUUAGACGAUAUCAAAGCGGUGGGAACAGUUCCUAUGGACCGUGCUUAUAAUAUUUGGGUUAGAUCUCUUAUUAAAGCUGGAUUCUUGAACAACAUUGCUGGUUUCUUGCAGCAGAUUAGUCCUUUAGAAGGUUGUGAAAUCGAAGUUUUCAGGUAUAACUCUUUGAUCUCUAAACUUUUGAAAGAAAACAACCUUGGGAGUGUGUAUGAUAUCCUGACGGAGAUGAUGGUGCGUGGAGUUUUGCCUAACAAGAAAACGAUGAAUGCAGCUUUAUGCUUCUUUUGCAAAGCCGGAUUUGUGGAUGAAGCCCUCGAGUUAUACCGGUCGAGGUCAGAAAUUGGAUUUGCUCCUACCGCCGUGUCUUAUAGCUAUCUGAUUCGUACCCUUUGCUCCGACAGUCGCCUCGAACAAGCUUAUGAUGUCUUUAAGGGGGCAACGGAACGAGGGUAUUGUCUUGGUGCAAAGACUUUUUGUAUACUUACCAAUGCUUUGUGCUGGAAGGGGAAGUCUGACAUGGCGAAGGAGCUGGUUAUUGUUUCCGCGGAACGGGGCUUAUUGCCUAAACCUUUAGGUGGUUGCAAGAUUAUACCAGCUCUCUGCGAUGCUGGGAAAGUGGAGGACGCUCUUUUGAUUAAUGAGCUAUUCAACAAAAUUGGUGUAGCCACCACCUUCAGAAUGUUCAUCAGCUUGAUAUACGGCGCAAUUAGAUUAAUGAGGGGAGACAAAGCUUCUAGACUUAUCAUCAGAAUGCAGGAAAAGGGCUACACUCCUACCCAUACUCUUUACCGAAAUGUUAUUCGAUGUGUUUGUGCGAUGGAAAGCGAUGAUAACAACGAUUUUGCUAUUUUGCUAAAGUUUCAGUUGUCUCGUUGGGAACACAGAGUUGGGACUUACAACCUAUUCAUUGAAGGAGCUGGGUUUGCAGGGAAGCCAAAACUUGCAAGAUUGGUGUAUGAUAUGAUAGAAAGAGCUGGGCUGAGGCCAACACUAGAUUCAAACAUUCUCAUGCUUCAGAGCUAUCUCAAAAACGAGAAAAUCGCUGACGCUCUUCGUUUUUUCCAUGACCUGCGUGAGAAAGGUGAGGUCAAAAGAAGACUUUACCAUGUAAUGGUUGUUGGCCUGUGUAGAGCAAACAGGUUGGAAGAAGCAAUGCAUUUCUUGGAAGAGAUGAAAGGCGAAGGAAGACAGCCUAGUAUCGAAUGUUACGAAGUAGUCAUACAAAAACUGUGCAACCGAGAAAAGUACGAGGAGGCAGUUGGGUUGGUGAAUGAAUUCAGGAAAAGCGGGAGGCGUAUUACAUCUUUCAUCGGGAAUGUGCUUUUGUAUAAUGCAAUAAAGAGCAAAGGGGUUUAUGAAGCAUGGACAAGGAUGAGAGAUGUAGAAGAGAAGAUCCCUGAGAUGAAGUCUCUUGGUGAGUUGAUAGGAGUGUUCUCGGGAAGAAUCGAAAUGGUAGGAGAACUGAAGCGGUUAGAUGAAGUUAUAGAGAAAUGCUAUCCUCUGGAUAUGUACACUUACAAUAUGCUGUUAAAGAGAGUUGUAAUGAAUCAGGCGGAAGAUGCAUUUGAGUUGGUUGAAAGAAUAUGUGGAAGAGGGUAUAAGCCUAAUGAGCGGACUCACAUGAUCCUUGAUAGGGCUCGACGCAUACUAGAGGGACUAAAUUAUCGGUCAAACCCAACAGUUUUGUCAUGAUCAUUUAUUUGUUUAUCAAGGAAAUAUUUUUUUUUUCCUUUAUGGUGCUCACCUUUGGUUUCGAAUACUUUUGUUUGUAUAAUUUGUUUCAAUUUAAAAUAAUAUAAUACACUAAGAUUGUGUUUA
Molecule: messenger RNA, 2747 nt
Organism: Eutrema salsugineum
Lineage: Eukaryota; Viridiplantae; Streptophyta; Magnoliopsida; Brassicales; Brassicaceae
Product: pentatricopeptide repeat-containing protein At1g71210, mitochondrial
Exons: 1
Coding region: 54-2621 (855 amino acids)
Molecular function (GO): protein binding
Source: RefSeq, a predicted model, not a curated record